Metarhizium brunneum ARSEF 3297 is the source of this 2076-nucleotide messenger RNA. It is a transcript of the gene PRR1, whose product is annotated as Serine/threonine-protein kinase PRR1. Gene Ontology annotation, biological process: intracellular signal transduction; protein phosphorylation. Gene Ontology annotation, cellular component: cytoplasm. Gene Ontology annotation, molecular function: protein serine/threonine kinase activity; ATP binding. NCBI's taxonomy places the organism in Eukaryota, Fungi, Ascomycota, Sordariomycetes, Hypocreales, Clavicipitaceae. The record is from RefSeq and is a predicted model, not a curated record.
AUGAGUAGCUCCGGGGUAUUUCAAGUUACUGAUUCUUUACCAUGCGAUGAAUCCAGCGACAUCAACUACAAUGGCUCCGGAACCCAAGACACAAAAUCCUUGACAGACCCGCCUGCUUCCUCGACAAGGCCUUUUGUCGAGUUCCAAUCGAAAACCAUCGCCCCAUCGCCACCUGCCUCACAUUUAGCCUUCCACCAGCACGUGGAUGGCAGACAAGAGAUAAGCUCGCCUCUUCGCAUCUCCACUGGUGUUUCUGCCCCGAUUCCUAUACAAGUUUCUGCGGGACAUCGCGAAUCUCGCGCUGCCAAUCUCGGCCUGUCACCACCACCAGCAUUCGAUCAGAAGGCUUCUCCAAAUAAUCUUCGUCCUAUCUCUCGAACUCCCAGUAUUAAGGCUGCGUUUGCCAACUAUUCCAGCUCUCUGGGGGGAUCCAGCGGAAGCUUUUCCAGCCCCGUUAUCGCGGCAAUGGGAGACAUGACCCCACUGCCCAGCCCAUUACUCUCCAGUGAUUCUCCUGGGCCCUGGAAGAAACUUAACGCUGGCUCCUCACCUCCUCAGACCAGAAGCAAAUUUCCCAGUAUUGAAUGCGCGCCCCAAGGCAGUGUCGAUGCGGUAACCAACGGCCAGACUGUGCGGACUGAGGCUUCCUCAGCUAGUCCAACCAGGCGCAAGCAAUACGGCAGAUUGGACGAAUCCGACAACCCUCCGACUACAACGCAAUUGGCUGAGCCUGGCCAAUCACCACGUGUUCACCAUACAAGGAACCGGAGCGUCAGUGAAUAUGUCCCGGAACCAUCACCAUCACACCGACACCUGAUCGCUGUGUCCGGACCUCAUAUCAGUCGUAAUAUAACACCAGAUAAUCAUGAGUCACGAAUGAGGAGAGAAAUCAACUUUGCCGAAUCACGAGGAAUUACUUCCCUAGCUAGUCAGCCGCCAACUCCGCCACCCAGUGAAUCUUCGAAAGAGUCUGUCGAUGGCAGGAGAUCCAAGGACGGUGAUCAGGAGUGGUUUGAAGCCCGGGGCAGGCAUGACCAAAAACGACGUCGUUGGAGGUCAAUUGGGUUCCUUGGCCAAGGAACCUUUAGCCGAGUGAUGCUCGCAAGCAGUCAAAUUCUGUCGACAGAUUAUUCACAGGAUCAGCCUAUCGAAGCUUCCUCUCCUCUUGUGGCAGAUAAAGGGAAGCGAAAGAAGCUUGUCGCCAUCAAAGUCUGCGAGCAUGGCCCUCGGGGUGGCGCAAGUGAAGAGCGUAUUGAGAUGAGUCUCAAAAGAGAACUGGAGAUAAUGCAAUGCAUACACCAUCCGUCUUUGGUUAACCUUAAAGCAUGGAGCAUUGAGCCAACCAGAGCUAUUCUGGUUCUCAGUUACUGUCCCGGUGGAGAUUUGUUCGAUAUGGCAACCAUUCACAGAAGGCUUUUCACGCCAGCUCUUUUGCGCAGAGUGUUUUCUGAGCUAGUGGGCGCAGUCAAGUACCUCCAUGAGAAAAAGAUUGUCCAUCGAGACAUUAAACUAGAAAAUGUCUUGGUCAACCUGACCCCAAUGGAACUGGCGGAUUCUUCUGUCGACUGGAUGAAAUUUCCCACAUCUGUAAUAACGCUUGCGGACUUGGGGUUAUCUCGUCGAAUUGCAGACGACGAGAAGCUAGAAACCCGAUGCGGCUCAGACGACUAUGCCGCACCUGAAGUCAUCAUGGGCCAACCGUAUGAUGGUCGUGCAAUUGAUGCAUGGUCCCUUGGGGUUCUUCUUUAUGCCCUCUUGGAGUCUCGCCUCCCUUUUGAUCCGCACCCUGGCAUGAGUGAUGCACAUCGCAUGCGUAGCAGGACAAGCCAUCGCAUCGCCAGAGUAGAAUGGCGCUGGGUCGAAUAUUCGGGGGAGGAUGGCGAGCAUGAGGCCAAUAUAACCAUGUUCAAAGAGAGGGGUCUUCUUGGUGCCAUGGAAAUCACUGAAGGACUGCUGAAGCGUGCUCGCAGCCGUUGGACCAUGGAUCAUGUGGCAAGCCAACCGUGGGUUCAUGAUGCCAUCCAAGUCGAGGGUGGCAUAAAAUUCAGAGACGAAGAUGAAGGACAGGAAGUCUAG